Messenger RNA from Calypte anna (Anna's hummingbird), 6412 nucleotides. RefSeq names its product lipin 1 (gene LPIN1). The transcript has 22 exons. The coding region runs from base 108 to 3047 and encodes 979 amino acids. The record is from RefSeq and is a predicted model, not a curated record. Gene Ontology annotation, cellular component: mitochondrial outer membrane; nucleus. Lineage: Eukaryota; Metazoa; Chordata; Aves; Apodiformes; Trochilidae. Gene Ontology annotation, biological process: fatty acid catabolic process; positive regulation of transcription by RNA polymerase II; triglyceride biosynthetic process. Gene Ontology annotation, molecular function: phosphatidate phosphatase activity; transcription coactivator activity.
UUGCUGUCAACAGCUAAAACUUCAAGGAAGCAUUUUUGUAUAUGGCUGAAAUCAAGAGAGGGUCUAGUAGCAUAUGCAAAGAACAGGGGAGAAUUUAACAGCUCAGGAUGUCGUCUGAGGAGGAAGACCAGCCAGAGACCCCAACUGGCUCCCCUUGGUCUUGGAUUCCGUUGAUGAAAGAUCCUGGUUGGAUUCGAAAUGUCUGGACUCGCAAUCUAAAUGUCCAAACCAUGAAUUACGUUGGACAGUUAGCAGGGCAAGUAUUUGUAACUGUGAAGGAGCUCUAUAAGGGACUAAACCCAGCCACAUUGUCAGGAUGUAUAGAUAUAAUUGUUGUACGACAGCCAGAUGGAAAUCUUCAGUGUUCCCCUUUCCAUGUACGCUUUGGGAAAAUGGGAGUUCUACGUUCUAGGGAGAAAGUGGUUGACAUAGAAAUUAACGGAGAGGCUGUAGACUUGCACAUGAAACUAGGAGACAAUGGAGAGGCUUUCUUUGUGCAGGAGAUGGAUAAUGAUCAGGAGGUAAUUCCUUUUCAUCUUGCCACAUCUCCCAUUCUGUCUGAGGGAAGUGCUUUAAUGGAAGUUCAGCUGAAGAGGAACUCCAUAGACAGGAUAAGAAACCUGGACACCAGUGCAUCCUCACAGCUAUCACCCCAAGCCUAUGGAUCCCAGCCUUUGACUGAAACAUCUCCAUCCUGUAGCUCUGUGAAAAAAAGGAGGAAAAAGAGGAGGAAGUCUACCCAUAAAAUAGAUAGCUUAAAACGAGAAGGCAAUGGAGACACCUCAGAAGAUGAAGAUAUGUUUCCUAUAGAGAUUAGCUCAGAGGAAGAAAAAGAACCAUUGGAUGAUUCAAGAAUCCCUGUUCCAGAUGCGUUUCUUGAUGAUGCAUCUGUCAUGAAGGCUCCAGCAGUUACUACAUUUUCUCAGUCUGCAUCUUACCCUAAUUCAGAUGGAGAAUGGUCGUCUCUUCAAAGUAAGCCUAUAGAUUGCACAGGGCAAUCCUCUCUUCUCACUGCUCCAGCAGAUGGAGGCCUAUCUAGCUCUUGUCCUCAACAGUCUCUUCACUUUUCUCCUCCAGUCAGCCUAUCAGGUUCACGCCCUCCUACUCCUCAAAGUGAUUCAGAAUUAGUCAGUAAACCUACAGACAGAAGUGGAUCGAAGAAUAAUCCCCACAUGCACUGGGCAUGGGGAGAGCUACCCCAGGCUGCAAAGGCCAGCUUUCUGCUCAAAGCAAAGGAACCCAGCAUAGUGGAUGUAAAUCCUUCUGAAAGCACUCACUUUCGGGUCAUCCAGAGUUCUCCUGUAGAGGAGUUUGAGACUGUAGCUCCUCUACCUGACCUUGGACAAGCAGGUGCAGCAACUGCUGAUGAAAGGGAGCCCUCACCUGCUGAUGCAAAUAAGCCAGAGUUAGAGUCUCCAGGAGCAGCUGUGGCACCAUUGUCUGCCAAUGAAGAAUUAAAACAAUCUACAGCCUGCUCAUCCCAACCAGCUGGCAAGACAGAUUCCCCUUCCAGAAAAAAAGACAAACGAAGCCGGCAUCUUGGUGCUGAUGGUGUCUAUUUAGAUGACCUCACUGACAUGGAUCCAGAAGUUGCUGCACUUUAUUUCCCCAAAAAUGGGGAUAAUGUCCAAAGCAAGAACACGAACGAUGCGGGGCCUCGGUCUGCCAGCAACUCCCCACAGUCUGUUGGGAGCUCAGGUGUUGACAGUGGAGCUGAAAGCACCUCGGAUGGAAUUCGAGAUUUGCCUUCCAUUGCCAUUUCUCUCUGCGGAGGCCUUAUUGACAACAAAGAAAUAACCAAAGAAGAAUUUUUAGAACAUGCAGUAACAUAUCAGCAGUUUGUGGACAAUCCUGCUAUAAUUGAUGACCCUAACCUUGUGGUUAAGAUUGGAAAUAAAUACUACAACUGGACAACAGCUGGUCCCCUUCUGCUGGCAAUGCAGGCAUUCCAGAGACCUUUGCCAAAGGCUACUGUGGAAUCUAUAAUGAGGGACAAGAUGCCCAAAAAGGGUGGAAGGUGGUGGUUUUCAUGGCGAGGGAGGAACAGCACUAUUAAAGAGGAAACAAAGCCAGACCAAGGUAUGAGUGGGAGUGGACUCACAGGAGGCUCUUCACAGAUGAGCAUGGCAAACAGGAUAAAAGAUGAAUCUUCUUCAAGUGACGAAGACCCCAGAGCUGCUAAACAAAACCUUGGGUCAUUACAAAGCAACUCAAGUCAUCUCUCAUUAUUGUCUGGAAUUGGUUACAAAAAAACACUUCGACUCACUUCUGACCAGCUUAAAAGCUUGAAACUCAAGAAUGGCCCCAAUGAUGUCACCUUUAGUGUUACAACACAGUAUCAAGGCACUUGCCGCUGUGAAGGAACUAUUUACCUGUGGAAUUGGGAUGAGAAAGUUAUUAUUUCUGACAUCGAUGGAACAAUCACACGGUCGGAUACUUUAGGUCAUAUUUUGCCUACUCUUGGAAAAGACUGGACACACCAAGGAAUUGCAAAGUUGUACCAUAAAGUGAGCCAAAAUGGGUAUAAAUUUUUGUAUUGCUCAGCACGUGCUAUUGGCAUGGCAGACAUGACCAGAGGAUACUUGCACUGGGUCAAUGAGCGAGGAACUGUGCUGCCUCAGGGGCCAGUGUUGCUGAGUCCAAGCAGCUUAUUCUCAGCUUUACACAGGGAGGUGAUAGAAAAGAAGCCAGAAAAAUUUAAAGUCCAGUGUUUGACAGACAUCAAAAAUUUGUUUUAUCCUAACACAGAACCCUUUUAUGCUGCUUUUGGAAACAGACCUGCUGAUGUUUAUUCAUACAAACAGGUGGGAGUUUCUUUAAACAGGAUAUUUACAGUUAACCCCAAAGGAGAGCUUAUACAAGAGCAUGCAAAGACAAACAUCUCAUCUUACGUCAGACUGUGUGAAGUGGUAGAUCACAUUUUCCCGUUGCUGAAAAGAAGCCAUUCUUCAGACUUCCCUUGUUCUGAUACCUACAGUCAGUUCACAUACUGGAGAGAACCUCUGCCACCUUUUGAAACUCAGGAUGAAACUCCAGCCUCAUCUUAAGUGCAUCUCCAAACUGUUGGCCUCAGUUCAAAGAAUGAGUUAGCUUGUAAUGGAGGGACACCACUUGACUUUUGCUGUUGACAGUUCAGGUGGAAUCUGUGAUGUUGUGAGCAUUGUUUUCUUUUGCUGUGAGCAAAUUUCGAAAUGCUUUUUCAUACUUAGACACGUUGCCAGAUGACAAGAAGGUGUCUUAAAAAGAGUAGGAGUUGCAUUUCUAGCUCUUCACCCAGCUCCUCCAAUUGUGCCAAACAGUUCCAUUAUCUAAGAUCAAAUAAAAGUGAAGUGAUGUUGGAGUUGCAGUGAAACAUGCCAUAAGGUUGUAAAGUGGUUCUGUAUCUUUUCUGUGUCACUGAAGUCAUCCUUCAUCUCAUCAGAACCCCCUGCAAGUGAGAUAGCUGAAGGUGCUCACCAUUCCUGACAUCAUCUGGUGACAUGGUUGGCAAUUGCAAUCUAUAUGUUAAAAAUCCAAUUUCUGAAGGAGCAAAUGAUCCUUCCUCUUUCCCCUUGCUUGACCAGCAACAGUUUAAGAGUUAAUUACAGCUGUAGAUCCUCAGCUGUUGGAAAUAAGUGUAGCUAUCAAAGCCAAUUUGAACUGUGUUGAUUUAUCCCAGCUUCUUGUUUUGACAUGGUAAUACUUUUUUGAGGAAAUACAUGUUGUGUAAUCCAAAUAGAAAGCAAAUGAAAUAGAUGGCUAGAUUCUGGUAGUGUUUCUCAGUUUGAGAAUGUCUAUGCUUCAGGAAUAGCUGUUUAGAUUAAGGUAAGAGUGCAAGUGGGAGGGUACAGGCUACUGUGCAAAGUGUCCAUCUUAUUGAAAUCAGCAAUUUUCAGUGAAGACAUCUUACCUACAGAAUGUGCUGAGUUUCAAGAUCAUUACUGAGCCAAGAACACUGAAGAUUCUGUCAAAAUUGAGUGUUUUUAUUUUAAACAUUAUUUUGGCUAAAAUGUGAACUUUGAUGCUAAAGAAUGAUGCAUCUCAGGUAUUUACUGUAUGGAUUUAUUUUGGUUUUGUAUCAUAAAGAGUAGAUACCUUUAGUGCAAUUUACUGUCCUUCAAGAUAAUGAAAUCUCUUCUUUAAUCUUUUUGUUGUUGUUGUUCCUUAUUUGUCCAAACACAAGCUGUAGAUACUUUUUUGUCACCUGCUUUUGAGAGCCUUAAAGACCUAACUGUGUGUGCAAAAAGCAAUACUGCAGAUCUGUUGAUCUGUUGAUAAUGUUUUCCAAAUGAUCUGCCUUUACAUGAUGUGGUACUUGACUUAAAAUGUAGACAUCAGAGACCAUAUGCCAAAUGAUUCUUAAAUGUGCUGGUAUCUAGGAUAACUUUUUUUCUUUAAAAAUAUAUUUAAAUGCCCAAUUGGUCUCUGAAACACUGAAAAUGGAACAGUGUGUUCCAUGUUUAUUGUAUUUCAAUAUAGCUUAAACAGUGGCUCACAAGCUGUGGUCUAUACCAGCCUGUGAUCUGGGAGGCUAUGGUACAUGUUUUGCAGCUGCUUAGUAGUGUUUUCGUUUAAUAAUAGAACAGCAGAGUGGUCCAGGAGAAAUUUUAAGAUGUGAUUGUGGUCGUUUAGCACCCAAAAGGUUGGAAACAGCUGCUCUGUAUCACAUUUGUUCUGUUUCAGAAAAUUCUGGUUUUGUGUGUCAUGAGUGAUUGUGACAUAGAUAGGAGGGUGGUUCUGCAGCAGAGGUUUUCUAACUUUCCGUGCUGCAGACUUUAUCUGGGAUGUCAGGGGGCCAAUUUAUGACUUGUCUGUGCCUUCAAUAGUAAUGAAUGUAAGUGCUUUAUCCAGCUCCACUGUGCAGUGGUGAGCCCUCCCUGAGUCUUUCUUUUCACAUGAACGUUGCUGCUUUGAACAAGGUGCAUGUCCCACUUUGGAGAUACCAGGAUCAGGCAAAAACAAAGAGGAAAAAGUGCAUACAACUCAGACUGAUUAAGCUUAAAAAAAUGCAAAUAUCUUUUUACUUAAGAUUGGAAUUAAUGUGUUAUGAAUUUUCUGAAAGACAAUCAGUGGGGACUACAGGUUGCAAACCAGAAGGUUACAAUCUCUAAAUACAGCCAUAUUUUAAGUAUUCUUAAAUACUUGUCAUUAAUGUUUGAAUAAAUGGGUGAAUAUACUGACUGCAUCCUAUUUUAGUUCAGUUUUGGUAAAGGCCUAUUUCAAGCCAUAUAUUGUUCAAAAGAGAACAAACCUAAUUCUUCUCUUCAGUAAGAGGCUGUAAGUUUUGUGUUUUAUCCUAAGCAGUAGUUAAGCUCUGUUUUCCUAAGGUAUGACAUGGUGGCUUCUACCAUAAUGGGCAAUCCCUGAAAGUUCUCUGCAUUUAAAUCCUGUGAUAUAUUUAUUUAUUACUUAAUAAGUAGCGAAUCCGGGGCUGUUUGUUGCCAUAAGUAUUUCAAACCAAAUGAUAGUUUGGAUGGGUGGUGAUUUUAAUUCUGUCAGGUGUGUGGGCAUAGUGCAGCACCAGUACAGGUAGCCCUGAGAUGCUGCGGAAUCUCCGUCUCGGUUUUAUUUUUGAGCCUGGGUUAGAGUUAUGGCAGACUUGAUCUAAUGCUGGCAAUCAUCUGCUUCCAGCAUGAAGUUGGACUGGAUGACCUCAAGGGGUCCCUUUUGACCAGCACUUCUGUGAUCCUGCGAUGUGAAAUGCCUUACUUCUGCCAUAAUGUGUACUGCUUUGUAUCUGAGAGUUGAAAUGUAGCUGAAUAGUGAAAAGCCUGUGUGUUUCUAUAACUAAUGCUUAUCAAACCUUCUUGCAGAAAAAACACAAAAAGCAAAGUUUUGACCUGCUAGAAACAUCUCCAUGUUUUUCAGAGACAAUAAGACGUGUUGAUUUGGUAGCUGAGUGAUUUUAUGCAUAAUAUUUAAACUGCUUUGUUAAUUCAUGUAGAAGAAAAGGGAUGGUUUAACAAAUUCCUACUCUUUCUGUGAAAGAAAAAAAUUAAGCCUUAUUUGAAGUGUAUCGCUGGUUUCUGUUAAAGAAAGAAUUUUUGGGUAAGAUAAAUAUGCGAACUCAUUAAACCACAGUAUAUUCUAUACAACGCACAUAAACUAGAAUAUGCAGGAGUGAGGGAUAACUAGUAUUUAUAACUAGUAUUUAUAUGUGAGGGAAAGAAUACCACACUUACUGCAUUAGUUAUGUUGAAGUUAAAAUGUUACUGCUGUAUUUUGAGGAAGGAGAAGAAAAGAGGAUAUUGGGAAUUUUUAAUUUGUAGUUGUGGAUUGUUAGAUCAAAGCCUAUAUAUAUACAGUACUCACUCUGUGUAUGUAUGUGCUACUGCAAUGACAAAAAUAAUUUUAACACCUCAUUUUGAUCUGCUGAAUGCAACAAGGGUAGAAAUAUAUAUUGUAAUAAAGGCAAAUUUAAUUUUUUUCCUGA